AGCCCGCUGGACGCGGGGCCGAGGGCGCGGACGCCGACGGGUCCGGGGCCGCGCGCUCCAGGGAAGCCUGCAUCCCGCUCCCCUGGGCCCCGACGGGCGGGCGCACUGCGCGGGGCCCACCGGCCGCAGACCUGCGUGGCCGUCCAGGGCGUCGCCAUGUCCUCGGUGUUUGGAAAACCCCGCGCGGGCAGCGGGCCUCAGAGCGCGCCCCUCGAGGUCAACCUGGCCAUCCUGGGGCGCCGCGGGGCUGGCAAGUCUGCCCUGACCGUGAAGUUUCUGACCAAGAGGUUUAUCAGUGAAUAUGACCCCAACUUGGAGGACACCUACAGCUCCGAGGAGACUGUGGACCACCAGCCUGUCCACCUGAGGGUCAUGGACACUGCAGACCUGGACACCCCCAGGAACUGCGAGCGCUACCUGAACUGGGCCCAUGCCUUCCUGGUGGUGUACAGCGUCGACAGCCGCCAGAGCUUUGAUAGCAGCAGCAGCUACCUGGAGCUGCUUGCCUUGCACGCGAAGGAGACACAGCGCAGCAUCCCUGCCCUGCUGCUGGGCAACAAGCUGGACAUGGCUCAGUACAGAUUGGUUUUAUUCAAGGUACCCCUAGACUUCCUGGCCAUAGUGGAGGGACCCAGCGGUGGUAAGCUGUCUGCCUAGAGAUUCUGACUGGGUCGUAGGGGGAACAGGUCUGCUGUACCCAUGGACAGCCACUCAUCUCUGAGUUGACUUUGCUGAGGUGCAUGUGUGCUGAUAGGGUGAGAGGGGCAAGCUCGCCUUCUGAAUGGCUACACUCCUCCAGGUCAUGCCUGCUUCCUGUCCAGGGCCAGGGGGUGGUAAUCAGGGACUGUUGCUGUUUUUUGUUUGUUUGUUUGUUUGUUUUUAACAGCUUGGGGUUCUCGAAGGACACUGAAGGCUGAAUUUUGCUGUCCCAAAGGGUGGACAGCAAUGACCCCUAAGUGACCCCUCUCUAGAUUUCCCUCUGGGAAGGCAGGGCCUCUACCCCACAGAGACCACCCCAUCCCCCCAGGACCAGCUCCUCACCUGCUUGCCUGGAUGCUUCUUCCCAGGAGGACCAUGCUUAUAAUGACCACCACAGCUGCCAGGGCAAGGAUGGAAUGAUUCCAGGGAGAUGCUGGGGAAGGACACACAGGACAGAGCCCUGAGGAAUGGCCAGGCACCUCUCAAGCCCGCUAACAGCUGGGGCCUGGGCUCAGACCCAGCUUACAGCAUCAACUGUCCUUUGCGUGGAGACCCUAAUCAAAGAUGGGCCCCUUGCCCUGGGGCACUCCCAGUCUAACAGGUGGGAGGGUGGAAGACAGUCUCUACUCUGGAGAAGCCCUAAUCUAAUGGAGGAGACAGUACUGCAGUUAAAUAAUAGUGGGGCAACAGGGGUGAAGGGCAGAGGCCUACGGAGGGCAGGAGACAGGUGGGCCAAGAUAAACUUCACAAUCUUCAGUUUUGCCAGCCUGGGCUGGACCUGCGGAGCACAAGGAAAAGAAAGAAGGCUGGGCUCAGUGGCUCACGCCUAUAAUCCCAGCACUUUGGGAAGCCGAGUCAGGUGGAUCACCUGAGGUCGGGAGUUCAAGACCAGCCUGGCCAACAUGGUGAAAUGCUGUCUCUACUAAAAAUACAAAAAUUAGCUGGGUGUGGUGGCAUACACUGUAAUCCCAGCUACUCAGGAGACUGAGGCAUGAGAAUCACUUGAAUCCAGGAGGCAGAGCUUGCAGUGAGCCAAGAUUGCACCACUGCACUCCAGCCUGGGCAACAGAGUGACCCUGCCUCAAAAAAAAGGCAAAAAAAAAAAAAAAAAGAAGAAGAAGAAGAAAGAAAAAAAAAGGAAAGAAAGAAGGCAGGGAGAAGGGUGGAAGGAAUGGCAACUGCCCACAGAUAAUACAUGAAGUGACUAAACUGAAUGUGGCUACUCAAGAUUUGUCCAUGCUGUACCCAAAUGAAGCAGGGUCCAGCCUCAGAGCUCUUGCAUUUGCUGUCCUCCCUCCAGGAAUGUUCCUCCCCCAAAUAAUUUGCAUACCUAAUUAUUUCCUUAGUUUCCUGCAAGUCACCUUCCUGAUGAUAAAAAUGUCACCUUUUUAGUGAGGCCUUCCUUGACCACAUUACUGCCCUUGCUGCAUACUUCCUAUUCUCUUUCUCUGUUUAAUUUUUCUUUUUAUUACUCAUCACCAACGCACUAUGCGUUUUAGUUGUUUAUUUUUAAUCCCCACUAGAAUGUACAUUCCAUGAAGGCAGAGAUUUUUGUGUUUUAUUCACUAUUGUCGCCCCAGUGCUGAGAACAGUGUCUGGUACAGAGUAGGAGCUUAAUAAAUGUGAUGAUUGGAGGGCUGCAUAAAUAAGCGACCACACCCUGAGAAAAGGAAGGGGCGGUCCAGCCAGACCCCUCUGGGUACUGAGACACCCCGACUGAUUCCCUGUCUUGGAGGAAAUGUACCGCCUGACCUGGAGGGGACGACAGUGUCAGGACCUUCAGCCAAACUCUGCUCUGUGUUGAGGGGCACACCCCCACCCCUGCCGUCAAUCUCUCACCACUUACCAUCUUCCACACGAAAAAACCAAAGCAUCUCUUCCAGCAGCUCCUGGGGUACCACAGUACCGGCUGGGUCUCCGGGAGCCCCCUCACUGUGCUCCAUGCCCCUGCUCCUGGUAGCGUGUGCAACGAGGUCCUUAGACCCCUUAGCCCCAGCAGCCCUCCUGGCCUCCUCGGUUCUGGCCCCUGGGCAGAGAAGCCGUGAAGACCCCUGGAAACAAAGCAGACAGCAUGACUGGAUAUCCCACCCGAGUUUGAUCUCCCUCUGUGCCCAAAUCCAGAUCUCCUCUGGCCCAAAGUUAUGGGACAAAAACGACCCGAACGAACCCAGGAGCACGUGGAGCCUGGAGGGGCAGAGACUGGAAGUGGGAGUGACUCAAAUAUUUAUUAAAAGCCAUCGCAUGUGUGGAGGAGCACUGUUCUGGGAGUGAGGAGGACUGAGCCACUGGCGAGUUCUGGGACCCUUGCAAAGGACAUCUCGGGUCUUCGCCUGCCUGUUCAGCGUCCGCACCUGGCUUCUACGAGCCCACAGCGCGCCCACGCGUUGCCAUAGCAACUUGUCCCUUGGGUGUCAUGCGGUAGCCAAUCACAGGCCUGUGUUUCCCCACAUGUCAAAGGCUGGGCCUAUCACGCCUCUCUCCUGGGGAUUGGCACGCCUACGACACAGAGAGGAGAAAAGGGAAAAGUGCCGGAGGGAAAGGCAGCUGCCGGCUCCUGAUGCUGAGAGGGCACCCCCUGCCCCGACCCCGAGAGCUUUUUUUUUCUUUUUCUUUUUUUUUUGGACAAGUUAGCAGAAUUGGUUUCUGUUAUUUGCAAGGGAAGAACUUGAAUCCAUGCUCUCUGGAUAAAUCCCUUACUUCGUGUAGGCCUAUUUCCAUCCCAACUAUUAAUAAUAAACUGAACCUCAGUCAAUCUCAAAA
This is a messenger RNA of Homo sapiens (human), 3459 nucleotides long. It is a transcript of the gene RASL12, whose product is annotated as RAS like family 12. The record is from RefSeq and is a predicted model, not a curated record. Gene Ontology annotation, molecular function: GTP binding; G protein activity; GTPase activity. The coding region runs from base 157 to 657 and encodes 166 amino acids. NCBI's taxonomy places the organism in Eukaryota, Metazoa, Chordata, Mammalia, Primates, Hominidae. The transcript is spliced from 5 exons.